This is a messenger RNA of Nilaparvata lugens (brown planthopper), 1069 nucleotides long. RefSeq lists its product as uncharacterized. The transcript has 6 exons. The coding region runs from base 9 to 788 and encodes 259 amino acids. The record is from RefSeq and is a predicted model, not a curated record. Lineage: Eukaryota; Metazoa; Arthropoda; Insecta; Hemiptera; Delphacidae.
GAAGGAAGAUGGACCAUAAAAUUCAUCCAUCUUUUAAUACCAAAGUAUACAGCAAUUUGAAGGGAUUGGAUGAGAAAGAUAAGGUAGUGGAUUUGAAUAAAAGAGGAAUUUUCUUUGAGUAUUUCACAGUUCUCAAACAAGAGCUUUGGAAUUGUCAAAAGAAUAUGGAAGAUAAGUUUCUAAGAGUGGUGAAUUACAAUGUAGCCUUGAAGGAAAUAGCACUAAUUUAUCAUCCCGAUGGAAUCACGAUUGGAACUCAAGUUUUUCCUGAUCAAUCAGUAUCCAAGCGGAUUAAAGAAAUCAAAUAUUUGCAUCCGAAAACCAAGAAAGUUCUGCGAUACAAUGGUGAAAUGACAUUGGAAACGAUCUCUAGUUUGAGAAAUACCAAACUGUUCCAAAUGCCACAUCCAUUGCUGAAAUUAGAAAUUGACGAAGAUCAGGAGGAAACAGGUGUUGAGGAAGCAGGUGAAAAAAGACGGAAUUAUGGAGAGACAAGUGCUAAUAAGAAAGAGGAGAACGAUCGAAAGACAUGGUCGGUGGAUAUUCUGCGAGUGCAUGCUCUGCGAAUAAAGAAGCAAUUUGAGAGUGGUGGCUUGCCAAAUAUGCAGUCAUAUGAUGCUGGAGCAGUUCAAUACACGGAAAAUAAUAUCAAUGUCAUGAGAAUUGCUGACGAAUAUGAUGUCAAAAUGAAGGUUGGCUCACAGUGGGAGAGAGAGCUCAAAACCCAAGGGAAUUCAAUGUCGUGCAUUCUAGACGAAUGGAAUCCCACAAAUGGGAGGAAGCUGUGACGAAAGUGCAGCUAUAUUUCGACAAUGAUAAAUACGAGUUGAACUAUGAUACCAUCUACGAAUACCUUAUCAUCAAAAAAUUGAGGUCUGGAUCUGUGUUAACGAUCAUGACACUAUGCUGAGAGUGGUAACAACUCUGGAGGGAGUUGGUGGAAUUUUGGUUGUGUUGUACAGGGAUGGGGUGAAAGUGACACCGUUGGAUCUGCCAGCUGGUGGAAAGUCAGCCAAAAUUGUCGAGACCAAAUACAUUGAUCCGGUCGAUUUCAAGAUCUUGAAAUACA